Molecule: messenger RNA, 1677 nt
Organism: Terrapene triunguis (Three-toed box turtle)
Lineage: Eukaryota; Metazoa; Chordata; Testudines; Emydidae
Gene: RAD51B
Product: RAD51 paralog B
Exons: 11
Coding region: 123-1316 (397 amino acids)
Biological process (GO): double-strand break repair via homologous recombination
Cellular component (GO): Rad51B-Rad51C-Rad51D-XRCC2 complex
Molecular function (GO): DNA binding; ATP-dependent DNA damage sensor activity; ATP binding
Source: RefSeq, a predicted model, not a curated record
UCGUGUGCCAAGGGUUAUGGGCAGCAUUUCUGUGUCUAAUUGUUUUCUUCUCUUCCUGAAACAAAGCAGAGUAACAGAAGAUCUGAUCAGACACAUGGGUUUUGCAAUAGCAAUGUGGGAACAUGGCCACUAAGAAAUUAAGAAGAGCAGGGUUAUCUCAGGAACUUUGUGACAGGCUGAGUCGGCAUCAGAUCACUACCUGUCGGGACUUUCUGUGUCUUUCACUCUUGGAGUUAAUGAAAGUGACCGGGCAAAGUUAUUGGAAUGUACAGAAACUUCUUUGCAAAGUCAGCUUAGCUUGUGCUCCCAAAAUGCAGACUGCUUAUGAGAUGAAAAUGAAAAGGGCUAUCAAUCCAUCCUCAGCCUUCUUCCCCACUACCCUAGAUGGUUUGGAUAAAGCCCUGCAUGGUGGAGUGGCCUGUGGAUCCCUCACAGAGGUAACUGGCCCAUCGGGUUGUGGCAAAACUCAGUUUUGUCUUAUGAUGAGUGUACUGGCUACUCUGCCUAUCAGCAUGGGAGGACUAGAUGGGGCUGUCAUAUACAUUGACACAGAGUCUGCAUUUGGUGCUGAAAGGUUGGUUGAGAUAGCAGAACACCGUUUCCCUAAUUAUUUUGGCACAGAAGAAAAGUUGUUUUCAAUGACCCGUAGCAUUCAUCUCUAUCGGGAGCUCACCUGUGACAGUGUGCUGAAAAGGAUUGAGACUUUGGAAGAAGAAAUCAUUUCUAAGAAGGUUAAGCUUGUAAUAAUUGACUCUGUUGCUUCAGUGGUCAGAAAGGAGUUUGAUAUGAAACUUCAAGGAAACUUGAUGGAGAGAAGUAACUUUCUGGCUAGAGAAGCAUCGUUAUUGAAGUACUUGGCUGAGGAAUUUUCAAUACCAGUUAUCUUGACAAAUCAGAUUACCACACGGCUGAGCAAUGGCCUUGAUAUCCAGGCAGACCUGGUGUCUCCAGCUGAUGACUUGUCGCUGUCUGAAGUUUCAGGAGCCUCUGGGAGCAAGGACAGGCAUCCUGGCUAUGUGACAGCAGCACUGGGGAACACAUGGAGUCACAGCGUCAACACCAGGCUCAUACUACAGUAUCAUGACUUGCACACAAGACAGGUCCUGGUUGCUAAAUCUCCCGUUGCUCCAUUCUCAGCUUUUUUCUACACCAUUGAAAAUUCUGGUCUGGUUCUUCAAGAUGGAAAGGACCACCCAGAUGCCAGCUGGGAAGGCUCCAGUCCUGUACUGCAGGCCAUAAGAGUGAGGACCAAUAUCUUGAAAGAUGGCUUCCCCAGUUCCACUGCUGAGACCCUCAAGCUAGCACAACCCAUAUGAAGAAGAACGUGUCUCAGCUGGAGAGAAGCAUGACACAGAUAUUUUGCCAAAUGUGAUUUCUUUAAAUUCCUAUGAAGCAGUUUGUGGAAUUGCUUCUUCUUUUACCUCUGAACAGGGUGACUUUGAAUGUGGUUCUUGUUCUUUGUACAUGAGUAGCCAUAUUAUAUUUAGUGAUAUAAAAAUUCUGUGUUAGUUCUGGUUAAUUUAGGUGACAUGCUGAAGAAAGAUGCCGGAUUGGUGCUCUAAAAUAGGUACAGCUCAGGCUGUGGCAGCACAUGCAUCCCCAUCUUACCACGGCCCUGCCAAUGGGCUUCCUGACCUGGAAGACCCACUUCCAAGAGUGAGAGGAGAAUUCAGUUAG